AUGAUUCUCUGCGUUCCAGGUCCCCGAGGUCUUUUGCCCACUGCUCCAACCCCUGAGGCACCCCAGAGGGGUAUGCGAGCAGGCACGGUAGCUCCUACGCCUUGCCUUCAGAGCAGCCCGCCACUAUGGGAUCCCACCAAGGAUCUGCGGGCCAUUGCCAGCAACUUCUGCUACUUGGAAACAUCAGGGUGGUAUUGGGGAGCUAUAAGUGCGGCCCAGGCACACGGAGCACUUCAAGAGGCCUCUGAAGGGGCUUUUCUGGUACGGGAUAGCAGCCACCCUCUUUACAUGCUCACCCUCUCAGUCAAGACAGCCCGUGGUCCCACCAGCAUACGCAUCCAGUACAGCUGUACUCGCUUCCUACUGGACUGCAGCUCACCGGCCCGGCCCAGCUUGUCGUCCUUCCCCAACGUGCCCAGCCUGGUGCAGCACUACAUGGGGCCACAGAGGAGAACAGAAAACGAGGAGGGGGGCACGGCGGCUAAAGAGGCACCUUCCAAAGUGACAAUCCAAGAGGCCUCAGCGUCAGUGGUGCUAAAAUUAAAGCGACCCGUGUACAAGCCGCAAAGCCUACCCUCCCUGCAGCACCUCACGCGCCUCGUCAUCAACCGGCAUUCAGAGUGCCACGACCAGCUACCACUCCCCAGGCCUCUGCUGCGUUUCUUACAGGAUUACCCCUUCAAGGUAUGA
Nerophis lumbriciformis (worm pipefish) is the source of this 690-nucleotide messenger RNA. Lineage: Eukaryota; Metazoa; Chordata; Actinopteri; Syngnathiformes; Syngnathidae. The record is from RefSeq and is a predicted model, not a curated record.